Molecule: messenger RNA, 1740 nt
Organism: Equus quagga
Lineage: Eukaryota; Metazoa; Chordata; Mammalia; Perissodactyla; Equidae
Gene: MFRP
Product: membrane frizzled-related protein
Exons: 13
Coding region: 1-1740 (579 amino acids)
Molecular function (GO): protein binding
Source: RefSeq, a predicted model, not a curated record
AUGAAGGACUGCUCAGAUAUCAUCCUGUGUGUGGAGGGGACAGAGCUGAGCAAGACUGAAUUCUGCAAUCCUACUUUCGAGCCUGAAUCGGGGCCCCCUUGCCCUCCACCGGCCUUCCAGGAGGAUGCCAGCUGCAGCAUCCGAGCUCCCUGGCACGGUCGGCAUCGCCGAGGGCUGCAACCAGACUGCCAGUUCUCCUGGCUGUGUGUCCUCCUGCUAGCCAGCCUGCUGCUCCUGCUGCUCGGGCUGCUAGUGGCCAUCAUCCUGGCCCAGUUGCAGGCUACACCCCCACUGGGGACCUCCUAUCACCCACUGCCUGCCACCACCACCACUGGCACCACCCCCCUCAUCACCACCACCACCUCUCAGGCAACUGGGACCCCUAAAGAGCAGCAGGAGGCAGGCAUGAGCCCCACACCCCAGUCCACCUGUGGGGGCCUCCUUCCUGGACCAAGGGGCUUCUUCAGCAGCCCUAACUACCCAGACCCUUACCCACCCAAUGCCCACUGUGUGUGGCACAUCCAGGUGGCCACAGACCAUGCAAUACAGCUCAAGAUCGAAGCUCUCAGCAUGGAGAGCGUGGCCUCCUGUCUCUUCGAUCGCUUGGAAAUCUCCCCUGAGCCUGAAGGCCCCCUCCUCAGAGUGUGUGGGAGGGUACCUCCCCCCACACUCAACACCAAUGCCAGCCACCUCCGGGUGGCCUUCGUCUCUGACAGCAGUGUGGAAGGAUUUGGUUUCCAUGCCUGGUACCAGGCUGUGGCUCCUGGGCAUGGGAGCUGUGCCCAUGAUGAGUUCCCCUGUGACCAGCUCAUCUGCCUGCUGCCUGACUCAGUGUGUGAUGGUUUUGCCAACUGCGCUGAUGGCAGGGACGAGACCAACUGCAGUGCCAAGUUCUCUGGCUGUGGGGGGAAUCUGACUGGGCUCCAGGGCACUUUCUCUGCUCCCAGCUACCUGCAGCAGUACCCUCACCAACAGCUUUGCACCUGGCAUAUCUCGGUGCCUGCUGGACAUGGCAUAGAACUUCAGUUCCACAACUUCAGCCUGGAAGCUCAGGACGAGUGCAAGCUUGACUACGUGGAGGUGUACGAGACCAGCAACUCAGGGGCCCUCAGCCUCCUGGGCAGGUUCUGUGGAGCAGAGCCACCCCCUCGCCUCAUCUCCUGGCACCACCAACUGGCUGUGCUCUUUAGGACAGAUCAUGGCAUCAGCAGCGGGGGCUUCUCAGCCACCUACCGGGCCCUCAAUGUCACAGAAAACCCCUGUGGGCCCAGAGAGUUCUCCUGUCAGGAUGGAGGGUGUCAGAGUCUACAGUGGAUAUGUGACACGUGGAGAAACUGUGCAGACAGCAGUGAGGACAACUGCAGCAGCCCCUUGUUCCCACCCCCAGAGCUGGCCUGUGAGCCUGUGCAGGUGGAGAUGUGCAUCGGCCUGAGCUACAACACCACGGCCUUCCCCAACAUCUGGGUAGGCAUGGCCACCCAGGAGGAGGUGGUGGAGGUCCUCAGAGGUUACAAGAGCCUGACAAGUCUGCCCUGCUACCAGAAUUUCCGGAGGCUCCUGUGCGGGCUGCUUGUGCCCCACUGCACCCCGCUAGGCAGUGUCCUUCCCCCGUGCCGCUCUGUCUGCCAGGAGGCAGAGCGCCAGUGCCAGUCUGGCCUGGCAUUACUGGGCACCCCCUGGCCCUUCAACUGCAACAGGCUGCCUGAGGCCGCUGGCCUGGAGGCUUGUGCCCAGCCCUGA